Molecule: messenger RNA, 1152 nt
Organism: Eupeodes corollae
Lineage: Eukaryota; Metazoa; Arthropoda; Insecta; Diptera; Syrphidae
Product: sepiapterin reductase-like
Exons: 1
Coding region: 161-937 (258 amino acids)
Biological process (GO): tetrahydrobiopterin biosynthetic process
Molecular function (GO): sepiapterin reductase (NADP+) activity
Source: RefSeq, a predicted model, not a curated record
AGGUAGGUAAAUGCUCAGUCAUUGUCAUCAUUGCAUUGAAGACAUAUAAACAUUUGUGAACAUUUCUUAGAAACAGUGAUCUUUAGUGCAAAAGUUGUUAUAAACAAUUAAGUUAUUUUUUCUUUAGUAGAAUCCUUGUUUUUUCAAGGAACAAUAUAAAAUGGAUUUAAAUAAAAAAACAAUUUUUAUAAUAACCGGAGCCUCAAGAGGUAUCGGAAAAACUAUGGCAGUAGAAUGUUGUCGUUUAUUUAAGCCUAAUAGCUUGGCAAUUUUGUUUGCCCGGUCCAAAGAGGGUCUUGAACAAACCCACAAAGAAAUACAAGCUAUAAAUAAUAACAUAACUGUGAAAGUGCAUUCGAUUGACUUGGAGAAGGCUUUGCUGGAUGACUACCAAAAGGCUUUAACCGAUGCUUUGGCUGGUAUCAAAGUAAAAGAUUUUGAGCGAGCAUUUAUAAUUCAUAAUGUGGGUUCAGUUGGUGAUGUUACCAAAAGUGCUAAGGAACUUUCUGACAUUGAUGACUGGAAGAAGUACUAUCACUUGAAUGUCUUCGGUUUGUGCGCAUUGAACUCUGAAUUCAUGAGCCGUUUUAGUGAUCUACCAAAGCUAGUUGUCAACAUUACAUCUGGGACUGGUAUUAAGCCAUAUCCUACAAUGGGACAGUAUUGCUCGGGAAAAGCUACUCGGGAAAUGUUCUUCAAGGUUUUGGCUGUAGAAGAGAAGGACACUAUUGUACUGAAUUAUUCACCGGGUCCUGUUGAUACUGAUUUCAUUACUAACUUUCAAAAGAUUUCAAAAAAUGAAGAACUGAAUAAAAUGUUUGAGAAAAUAAAACGUGAGAAAACAAUUCUGACUCCCGAAAAGACAACAGAAAAGUUUAUAAAUGUAUUGAAAGAGUUUAAAUUUGAAUCCGGAGGUCGCGUCGAUUAUUUUGAUUGAAUAUAGGAAUAUACAUUUUUUGAAAAAAAAAGCAGCAGAUCGGAAAAUAAAACUAUUGAAGCAUUAUUUUUUUAACUAAUUGUUUUAAAUACAUUAUUAAAUAUUACAGAUAAAAUAUUAUUACAUUAUUAAACAUAAAACUUAUUUAACUUUUUGUAUAUCUUAUUGUUUAAUAUAACUAAAGUCGAAUAUUUAAACAAAUUUUUCUUACUACA